Otolemur garnettii (small-eared galago) is the source of this 2491-nucleotide messenger RNA. It is a transcript of the gene ASH2L, whose product is annotated as ASH2 like histone lysine methyltransferase complex subunit. The record is from RefSeq and is a predicted model, not a curated record. Gene Ontology annotation, molecular function: protein binding; transcription cis-regulatory region binding. Lineage: Eukaryota; Metazoa; Chordata; Mammalia; Primates; Galagidae. The transcript has 14 exons. Bases 525 to 2144 code for a protein of 539 amino acids. Gene Ontology annotation, cellular component: Set1C/COMPASS complex.
CCAGACCACUGCGCAGUGGGGCAGUUACAUACGGGGCGGGGGAGGGCACUGCUGGUCUUUCUGGAAGACAUUCCUCGCAGUCGGUGGUGAGGAUCGUCUGCAGUGCACACCAAAGCAUGCGACAGUCCGUGCGCCGCUCGCGCCCUGCAGGCGCCUAGUCUGCGCUGGGAUUUCCAGUCUUUGUCUUUUUUUUUGCAGUUUUUGGCCGGGGCCGGCGCCCCACUCCUUUGAGCCACGGGCGCUGUCCGGAUUUCCAGUCUCAACACCGAAAUGCGUUCGUCCCUGAAAUGAAGUCAGUCCUUAGAGGAAAUUCCACAAAGGACUCAAGCUGCCCUGGCCUUUAUCACUUGCUGAGCUGCCGGUGGCCUGCCUGCCGGACCUUAAAGCGGUCCCGGAGCGCGGAGUCCUCAGACAGGCGGCGGGCCCACCGCAGGCCUUUCCCGUUUGAAGAUUGCUGAGCCCGUUUCCUGUCGUUCGCGCGAGACCGAGAUGCUAUUCUCGCGAGAAGUCUGAGGGUAGCAGCGAUGGCGGCGGCGGGAAGCGGACCUGGCCCGGGAGUGGUUGCUGGACCUGGCCCAGGGGCAACCGCAAAUGCAUCUACCGCAGAAGAGGGGGAGACGAAGCCGGUGGCAGCGGUAGCAGCCGCUCAGGCUGGAGAGGGGACGUCGGCUGCUUCGGCAGCUGAGCCCAGUUCCGGAGAGGCUGAAAGCGGGGAUGCAAACAUGGUUGAUGUAAGUGGUGGUUUGGAGACCGAAUCCUCCAAUGGAAAAGAUACACUAGAAGGUGCUGGGGAUACUUCAGAAGUGAUGGAUACUCAGGCGGGCUCAGUGGAUGAAGAGAAUAGCCGACAAUUGGGAGAGGUAGAACUGCAAUGUGGGAUAUGUACCAAGUGGUUCACCGCGGACACCUUUGGCAUAGAUACCUCAUCCUGUCUGCCAUUCAUGACCAACUACAGUUUUCACUGCAAUGUAUGCCAUCAUAGUGGUAAUACUUACUUCCUGCGGAAGCAAGAUAUUAUACCAUUUAUUGAUAAAUACUGGGAGUGCAUGACAACCAGACAGAGACCUGGGAAAAUGACUUGGCCAAAUAACAUCGUUAAAACAAUGAGUAAAGAAAGAGAUGUAUUCUUGGUGAAGGAACACCCAGAUCCUGGGAGCAAAGACCCAGAAGAAGAUUACCCCAAAUUUGGACUUUUGGAUCAGGAUCUUAGUAACAUUGGUCCUGCUUAUGACAACCAAAAACAAAGCAGUGCAGUAUCUACCAGUGGAAAUCUGAAUGGGGGAAUUGCAGUGGGCAGCAGUGGAAAAGGAAGAGGAGCUAAGCGCAAACAGCAGGAUGGAGGAACCACAGGGACCACCAAGAAGGCUCGGAGUGAUCCUUUGUUUUCUGCUCAGCGCCUUCCCCCUCAUGGCUAUCCCUUGGAACACCCAUUUAACAAAGAUGGCUAUCGGUAUAUUCUAGCUGAGCCUGAUCCCCAUGCCCCCGACCCUGAGAAGCUUGAACUUGACUGCUGGGCAGGAAAGCCUAUUCCUGGAGACCUCUAUAGAGCCUGCUUGUACGAACGGGUUUUGUUGGCCCUACAUGACAGAGGUAAUCUUCAAGCUCCCUUAGGUUAUGAUAAAUUUAGCUAUUCUUGGCGGAGCAAAAAGGGAACCAAAUUCCACCAGUCCAUUGGGAAACACUACUCUUCUGGCUAUGGACAGGGAGACAUCCUGGGAUUUUAUAUUAACCUUCCUGAAGAAACAGAAACAGCCAAGUCAUUGCCUGAUACUUACAAAGAUAAGGCUUUAAUAAAGUUCAAGAGUUAUUUGUAUUUUGAAGAAAAAGACUUUGUGGAUAAAGCAGAGAAGAGCCUAAAGCAGACUCCUCAUAGUGAGAUAAUAUUUUAUAAAAAUGGUGUCAAUCAAGGUGUGGCUUACAAAGAUAUUUUUGAGGGGGUUUACUUUCCAGCCAUCUCACUGUACAAGAGCUGCACGGUUUCUAUUAACUUCGGACCUUGCUUCAAGUACCCUCCAAAGGACCUCACCUACCGCCCUAUGAGUGACAUGGGCUGGGGCGCUGUGGUGGAGCACACCUUGGCUGACGUCUUGUAUCACGUGGAGACGGAAGUGGAUGGCCGGCGCAGUCCCCCAUGGGAACCCUGACUAGGUCCUGCCUUCUUUUCAGACAUGAACUUUCUGGACAAGAAUACUGGGGUUUUGUUAUUAUUUCUGAACUAUCUCAGAUGUUCUCCCAAAGAUGCUACAGAACACAGCCUCUCCUCCCCGCAGGUUAAAAGGCUGGACAGUUCUGGGGGGGCUCCCUGCUCAUCAGCAUUCUCUCCCCACUUCCAGCGACUGCUUUUAUUCUGUGUGCCAUAAGCCAGCAACUCUGACCCCAGGACCUGUAAGCUCUCUGUGAACUUGGUGCUGUGCCACAUCCCCUGCCAGCUGGGACUUGUUACCUUACUGUGCUUUCUAAGAAGUAAAUGUUCUUGUCCAGAUGAGUAGCU